This is a messenger RNA of Sporothrix brasiliensis 5110, 1305 nucleotides long. RefSeq lists its product as uncharacterized. NCBI's taxonomy places the organism in Eukaryota, Fungi, Ascomycota, Sordariomycetes, Ophiostomatales, Ophiostomataceae. The transcript has a single exon. The record is from RefSeq and is a predicted model, not a curated record. The coding region runs from base 1 to 1305 and encodes 434 amino acids.
AUGGCGUGGGACUCCAAAGCAGCGCUUGCGUCCCGGCGCCGAACGAACAGCUCCGCCAACCGGACGUCGGCAUUGGCAACGCUGACCUUGCAGCAAAAGGCCGGCACAGCAGUUCCUGUCCAUCCAAAGUCCGCGCAUGUGGCAGAUCCUUUCCUACAAGACUUUCUCCAGCCCGGCUUCGACCCAGCUGCCUACUGGAACGCAACACUCGGAGGCAGUGGCGGCACCGGAGCCGGCGUCGCAUCCGGUGUGUCUCGGACACGCUCGCCGGCACCCACCUCCGCAUCCACCUCCGGCGCGGCAGGGCGCCUCGCCGCUGCGGCUAGUUCUGCCACCGCCACCGCCGACCGUGCCGCCCAGGCACAAGCAACACUCUCACAACUAGGCGCCCAUACAUCACGACUCACCACCGUGCUCACACAGUUAACUGACGACAUUCUGCGGAGCGGGCGGCGGCUGGCAUAUGAAGUGCAGCUGCUGCGGGGCGAGACGCUGGGACUGGGUGAGGUUGUGGAGAAGCACCUAGCACUUCUCGAGGAGAGCGAGAGUGGUAUUGCCGCGUCGGGUGACAAAGCAGACGCCGAGUCGGCAAAGACGGACGGUGGCGAAGGCACAGAAAGUGGAGCGGCCGCGGCCGCGGUAGCGGCGGCAGCAGCAGCAGCAGGUGAUUCGUCCGAAUCGUCUACUGAACCGCCGUCGCUUGCUCAGCUCCGUAUACUGGCACAAGUGCGGUCCCGCCUCGACGCCGUUAUCCGCACAUUUGGCGAAGCCAUGGAGUUUAUCAUGCCACCGUCGACGAUUUCUGUCUCCUCCGGGUUCCUGUCUGUGUCUGGGCCUGACCAGGAGAGCGGUGGUGCCGGUUCUGCACGUGCAGGUGGAUCUCAGGAUGCUGCGACAAUGACGAGCAUGGAAGACAAGGGCCAGAGCAUUCUGCGCGGUCUGCGCGACGAGGUCGCCCACCUGCUCGACGGUGCCAAUGUAACCGACGGAACCGAGGCCGCUGCUGCACGAGUCGAGGCACUUCGUACGCUGUGUCGCGUCUGGGCCGGCACAGCUGAAGAAAAGGCUCGUUUCAAGUUUAUCGAAAGUUUACAGCGGAUGGUGGAGGACAAGCAAAGGGAACUGGACCGCGAGCGGGAGAGUAGCCAAGGCAACGGCACUGGUGCCAGUGGCGGCGUUGCUUCUUCUGCGGGCCAGGGUGCCCAGCUCGACGGGUCGACUACCGGCAGUGGGGUGAGCCGAGGCUACGCGGCGGCCGGCUAUGGUUUCAUUAGCCAGCUGCAAAAGAUUCGGAGCGGUUUAUAA